CACAAGACAUCAAUCAAACUGUAUAAAACAGAAACCACCAUUAAAUUUAAAGUUGUAUUUUUGAGAGAUGAGAGCAUUUCGGAAAAAUUGAACUUUUGUGGGGAGCACUCACAAAAAAAAAAAAAAGAUUUCUUUUUUUUUUCUUUUCUAUUUGGGAUUAUAUCCUUUUUUAGAUUAACUAUUUAAUGGAAUAUUGAUUUCAAUUUAAAAUGGUAUAAAUAGAUUGUAAAUUCAUCUAUUUCAUUAAAAUUUAUAUUUUCUCUUUUGUAGUUAUAACCUCAUCACUUGCCUUUAAUCAGAUAGACUUUUUAUCUUCAUAUCAAACUAAUCAAUAAUAAUAAUGACUAUUGAAUCAUCAUCUUCCAUUACACCAGUUUCAAUCUGUAAUACUGAUAUUGGAUCAUUACCAGCUCCAUUUCCUCAAUUAUCUUCCAACAUUUUAGAUUUAUUCUUAUUAACUAAUAAACAUGCUGUUAUAACUGGUGGUGCCAGAGGGAUUGGUUAUGUUAUUUCUGAAGCUUAUUUACAAGCUGGAAUUUCAAAAUUAGCUAUUAUAGAUUAUUCCAAUAAUGAACCUGCUAUUAAUCGUUUAAGAGAACAAUUUCCAAAAUCAUCUAUUAAUUAUUAUGAUUGUGAUGUUAGAAAAGCUGAACAAGUUAAAAAUGUGAUAGAAACCAUUCAUAAAGAAUUUGAAACCAUUGAUAUUUUUGUGGCUAAUGCUGGUAUUGCAUGGACUUCAGGUCCAUUAAUUGAUCAAGAUAAUGAUGAUGAAUGGCAUAAUGUUAUGAAUGUUGAUUUAAAUGGAGUUUAUUAUUGUGCUAAAAAUAUUGGUAAAAUCUUUAGACAACAAGGUAAAGGGUCAUUAAUUAUGACUGCAUCAAUGUCUGCUCAUAUUGUUAAUGUUCCACAAUUACAAGCUGCUUAUAAUGUUGCUAAAGCAGGUGUAUUACAUUUAAGUAAAUCAUUAGCCAUUGAAUGGGCUGCCUUUGCUAGAGUUAAUACUGUUUCACCCGGUUAUAUUGCUACUGAAUUAUCUGAUUUUGUACCUGAUGAUAUUAAAAAUAGUUGGUAUGCAUUAACUCCAAAGGGUAGACAAGGAGCCCCAAGAGAAUUGUGUGGUGCUUAUUUAUAUUUAGCAUCUGAUGCUGCUACUUUUACUACUGGAUCAGAUAUAAAAGUUGAUGGUGGUUAUUGUUCUGUUUAAUAGAGUAUGAUUUUUGUAAAAGGAACAAUAUGGUUUGCUUUUGAUAUAUUAAUUAAUAGGAAUCAGUAUAUAGUAAAUCCUUGAAAUAAGGACCCUGUUUUAUUUAGAAAAACUAAUAAUAUAAAAACUAAUAAAUAAAUAAAUAAAUAAAUAAAAUGAUUUUAAAAGUUCAUUAGAAGUUGUAGUAGU
This is a messenger RNA of Scheffersomyces coipomensis, 1393 nucleotides long. RefSeq names its product peroxisomal 2,4 dienoyl-CoA reductase and sorbitol utilization protein. The transcript has a single exon. Gene Ontology annotation, cellular component: intracellular anatomical structure. Gene Ontology annotation, molecular function: oxidoreductase activity, acting on NAD(P)H, oxygen as acceptor. Bases 341 to 1204 code for a protein of 287 amino acids. The record is from RefSeq and is a predicted model, not a curated record. NCBI's taxonomy places the organism in Eukaryota, Fungi, Ascomycota, Pichiomycetes, Serinales, Debaryomycetaceae.